AUGGCGGAGAAGAGCGAGUUGCGCGUGCGCUGGCUGGUGCUGUUCCUGUCAUGCGUGCUGAUGAUCGGCAACUACUACUGCUUCGACAACCCGGCGGCGCUCAAGAGCCAGCUGCAACAGCACUUCAACAACAUCCCCAAGGAUCGCUAUGAGUUCCUUUUUAAUUUGCUGUACACGCUGUAUUCGAUCCCCAACAUCUUACUGCCGUUCUUUGGUGGUGUGCUCGUGGAUCGCUUUGGUGCACGUGUGAUGCUAUUCGCCUUCUCGACGGCGAUCUUGACGGGCCAAUUGAUUUUUGCAACGGGCUGCUCGCUCUCCAGCUUCAAUCUUAUGCUGUUUGGGCGAGUGGUGUUCGGGUUCGGUGGAGAAAGCUUGGGUGUAGCUCAGGGGACGCUUGUGGCCUCCUGGUUUAAGAACAGUGAGCUUGCGCUCGCCUUGGGUAUUAACCUCAGUGUUGCUCGACUUGGAAGUGUCAUCAACAAUGAGUUGAGCCCAAUUGUUGCUCAAGCAUCCAGUGUGUCGGCUGCGCUUUGGGUGGGUGUAAUCAUGUGUGUGGCAUCCACCUUCACCGUGCUACUGGUGAUUCCAAUCGACAAGCGAGCCGAGAAGAUGACAAAGGAGAACCAGAAAGAAGGGGUGACUGCUGCUGAGAGCAUUCACUUCAGUGAUAUCAAACACUUCCGACCAGCCUUUUGGCUAUUGGCGCUGAGCUGUUUGGUCGUCUACGGCUGCGUAAUUCCUUUUAACAAUGUUGCCAGCAGUCUCCUGAUGGAGAGGGAUUUCUUCAAGGAGCCCCCUGAGCUGUGUCGACGAUGUGGAGAAGGACUUUAUAUUGGUGAAAUCGAUUGCCAAGAGAUCGUUCCUGGAUGUCCUAGUGUUCCUCCCUACGGAUGGCCACUCCCUCUGCUAUCGGCAAACUGUACGAUCAAGGAACCCCUAGACCAGUGGAACUGCUCGACUUCACCUCCACUGAUUCUUGGUGACAAGAUUAAUUGUGAUAACGAAGCAUGGAAGCUUGGCCCCCUGACCAAGACGUACUGUGCCACGAAGACUGAUGCGGCCCAGAAGGCAGCCACACCAAUGUCCAUCCCGUACAUUAUCAGCGCGGUCAUCUCUCCGUUUCUUGGAUUCGUGGUCGACCGGAUUGGUCUCCGCGCCUUUUUGGCGCUGGUGGCUCCUCUCGCACUGACGAUAGUCCACGUCAUGCUCGGACUGACUCAAGUAUCACUUUAUGUGCCGUUGGUGCUACAAGGCGUUGCCUACAGCGUGUUCGCCGCAGCACUGUGGCCCUCCGUUCCAUACGUGGUCGAGGCAAAACACGUUGGAACAGCGUACGGAGCGAUCACUGCCAUCCAGAACAUCGGGCUCGCGCUGUUCCCGCUGGCGGUAGCUGCCGAGUUCAAUCAUGACGACCGGUACAUUCCAGGUGUGGAGUUGUUGUUCGUGUCGUUCGGUGUGCUGGGCAGUCUCGUGGGUAUCGCGCUGAAUGUGGUGGACUACCAGAACGGGUCCAUAUUGAAUCACACAAACGCCAAGAAGAGAAGAGUAUCGCUCAUGCUGGACGAAGAUGCACUCGACCAGGAGGCUCUGCUUGCGGCUGAGCACUAA
Messenger RNA from Phytophthora nicotianae INRA-310, 1608 nucleotides. RefSeq lists its product as hypothetical. Bases 1 to 1608 code for a protein of 535 amino acids. Lineage: Eukaryota; Oomycota; Peronosporomycetes; Peronosporales; Peronosporaceae. Gene Ontology annotation, biological process: transmembrane transport. The record is from RefSeq and is a predicted model, not a curated record. The transcript has 5 exons. Gene Ontology annotation, molecular function: transmembrane transporter activity.